GAGAUGGGCGGCAGACGCGUUUGGCAGUCGCUGGUGCGCCGCCGGAAGACCGCCAGCACCUCCUCGCACUCGCCGGUGCUGCGGCGAGCCGUGACGAACCGGCGGAGGGACGCACCGGCCAGCAACCGGCACACGCUCGACGCAGAGUGGCCCGCCACGCACACGCCGCACCAGCCGGUCGACAGUAAGUUGAAGUCGUUCUCCCUGCCGCGUACACAGUGCGACCCGCAGCCCGACGACGACUCUUCAUACGAGAAGGCUUGUCGGCGGGGCAGCGCUCCGGCUACCCCCGUUCUCAACAGCCGGGGCUUGGAGCUAACGCCAUCUAGGCUUGUGAAUUUCUUCUCCAAACGUUCAUUUCGAUCCAAUCCACUAAAGAGAACUAAGAGUGUCACAAAACUAGAGAGGAAGAGGGUUGUUGAUGCUGAAGGGGUAUGUGGACCACCACGACUACGUACAAGUCGCUCUCACGAGUCACUCCUGUCAGGACAGAGUGUUAUGCAGACUCUGGACCUCGGUGCUGGACCUGUCGAGAUGAAGUUGUUGCACCCAUCUGUGUUGGGAAGAGAUCACUGCUUCCAGAUAACACCACCAAAUGGGAAUACAUGGUAUAUUUCAUGCCGCACUGCAGAUGAACGUGACAAGUGGAUGCACAGUGUGCGGAAAACUGUGCAGCCACACCAAGAGAACAUACGCCGUAUUGACAAUUCUAUGAAGAUAUGGAUACUGGAAGCAAAGGGGCUUGCAAAUAAGAAGAGGUAUUUUUGUGAAUUGUGUCUUGAUAAGACACUUUAUGCCAGAACAUCAUCAAAACAGAAGGGUGAAAUGUGUUUUUGGGGAGAACACUUUGACUUUCACAAUUUACCCCUUGUAAACAUGAUAAAUAUUAAUCUCUUUCGUGAGGCUGACAGAAAGAAGAAACGGGAUAAAAAUGUUCUUGUUGGUAGUGUUUGUAUCCCAGUUCAUGAAGUAACAUCACGUUAUUUGACAGAGAAGUGGUACCCUGUGCUCUCAGAUAAAGGAUUUUCGAAGGAUCCCCCCUCUUUAAGGGUGAAAUGCAGAUUUCAGACAGUUGACAUUCUACCUGUGCAUGUCUAUGAUGAAUUUUUACAGUUCCUGAAGACUGAGUACCGUAUAUUAUGUGAAGUCUUGGAGCCUGCUAUAAGUGUAAAAGCUAAGGAGGAUAUAGCUACAGCUCUUGUGCAUGUUAUGCAACGUGAAGGAAUGGCAAGAGAGUUUCUGGCAGAUGUUGUAAUGAUGGAUAUUGAUCGAAUUGAUGAUGAACGUUUGACAUUUCGGGGAAAUUCACUUGCUACCAAAGCAAUGGAAGCCUACUUGAAGCUUGUGGGAGACCGAUAUUUACAAGAUACUUUAGGGGAUCUUGUGGCUGCUGUUGUUGAGAGUGGCUACGACUGUGAAGUCGAUCCUCUUAAAGUGUCUAGUGUUGCUGCCCUUCAUCGCCAGCAAUCUAAUCUGCGAGCAGCUGUCGAGAUGGCUUGGUCUCGCAUUCUGGCUUCCCAUAAUACUUUUCCAGUAGAGCUGCGUGAGUGUUUCUACACUUUCCGACAGAGGCUAACUGAAAUGGGGCGAGAAGAUAUCAGUGAUAACCUAAUAUCAGCAUCUAUAUUUUUACGGUUCUUAUGCCCAGCCAUUUUAUCUCCGAGCCUAUUUAACAUAACACAUGAAUAUCCCAAUGAGAAGGCUGCUCGUAAUCUUACUCUGGUUGCAAAAACACUGCAAACACUUGCAAACUUCACACGUUUUCAAGGCAAAGAAAAUUUUAUGGAAUUCAUGAAUGACUUCCUAGAACGUGAAGCUCCAGCUAUGAAAAAUUUCUUACAACUUAUCUCGAGUCGGCCAGUGGGUUCACCAAAUUGUUUGGAAUUUGAAGGAUAUAUAGACCUUGGGAAACAGCUGAGUAUUCUGGCAGCAUUGUUGGGGGAAUGUGGAGGCAAGUCUGGUAUGACCAACCAUGGACUGGAGAUGGAACAGCUGCAACAUAUACUUGAUCGUGUUCAUGGAGCUCUUAGCCAGCCAGUUGGCAAACUACCAUCCCCACGGCGUUCUGAGCCAAUGCAUUAUCAGUCUCUCAACAGGAACAUUUUCAGGUACAAUGACCCAACGGUAUGCAGCAACAACAGUGAUAUUUCAACUUCCGUGCACCGAGAUAAAUCGCCUCGUGCAGCCACUCUUCCUCGUAAUGCAUUUCUGCCGAAACUUAGUAUGUCACCUGCAUCAGAUGAUUUCUUUGUUGGGACCAGUGAGGGAGCUCACCAAUGCAGUCCUCACUGCCCUCAGGCACUGGCUGUUGUUCCAGCACAGAGGCCUGCCCCUAGGCCAUUGAAUGCUGUUGUGAAUGGAAAUUUAGAUGAAAUAUCUGACCUCCUUCAUUACGCUGAUGAGGAGGUUAUACCUGAGCACUGCGUUAACAAAGGGAGCCAAAUAUCUAUUUCUCAGCUGUCAAAUGUUGCCUCAUCAGGCUACCAGAGUUUUGCUUACAGCCAAAGUUCGAGCCCAGUCGACUUGAAUGCUGCAAAUAAUAACAAUAACAGUGCAAAUAUUCCUGCACCUGUUAGCAACUCUCAAAGCAACAACAAUGUUGUUCCUACAACUGCUUCAGCACCAUUAGCAUUUACAAAUCCUGUAUACCACUUGGAUGCAACACCUCCAGACUGUCGGCCGGUGCCCCGAAGGCGCUCGUGCAGUUCCUCUUCUGAUGAAAAUGGUGGCUGUGUCGGUGGUAACACUGGUAUUUUGGAACUGCCUUCUGCCACUACUCCUCCACUAGUUCGGCAUUUUUCACCGGCAGUUAGAGUACCACGUACAAACCCACAAUGUGGCAUGCGUAGUGCUGCAAACUGGAGGGCAGUCAAUGGUCAGCCUCAUCACCAUGUCCACAGUACAAGUACAGACCAGAUACUGAGGCGGCGGCUGUCCUUGGAUUCUACACGGGAUCUGUCUGACUCUUCAGAGGAAGAUACGUGCCACAUUCGAUGCAGCAAGAACUGCAGUGCAAAAAGUAUAGAAGAGUAUGAAAGGGAAAUUGAAAAGCUCCAAGCAGAUGUUCAUCUGUUGACCCUGAAACUGGAGCAGGCCGAACAACAGCGAAACUUGGCUGAUUCACAUGACCGGGAUGCUGGCAGCAGUGAAAAUAAAAUGAAAGUCAUUAUAGCUAGAUUGGUUUCUGUGGAGGAAGAGCUUCACCGUGAACAGCGGAAAAUGUCCAGGGCUCUUCUAGACAAGCAGCGUGUUAUUGAAGCUCAGGAACAUAAGCUUCAGCGAGAACAACAGAAAAUGUCAAGAGUUCUGUCAGAUAAGCAACGAGUAAUUGAAGCACAGGAGAACAAAAUAGCUGCACUAGAUGCAGCUAACACUCGUUUAAUAAAUGCACUUGCUACUUUGAAGGAAAAAUAUGACCUACAUGCUUCUGGGCAGAGCUCCCACCUCUUGCCUGAACUUGGUGAACUGAAGAGUUCAUCUUGCUAAAAACAGAAUUGUCAUGCUGCAGUUCUUGCUUUUCACAUUUCUUCACACCCAUGUUUCACUCACAUAUGAGAUUAUGUUUGAUGUCACCUCAUAUUUACUGUGAUUGUGAAAUAACAGCCUGAUAGUAAUAGAGGACAAGGAUAUUAAGAUCUGAUUUGUCAUGCUGGUAUAUACCUCUUUGUAUGGAAAUACUAUGAAACAGUAACAUGUGAAUAGAUGAAUGGUAUUUGAGAGAGUGAUGGCUUACCUAUUUGAAGGAACUAAUGACCUAAUGUUGAAAGAAUGUUGUGAUACAAGACAUGUAGCAGUUAUAUUAUAGUGUAUCCUCAUCCAGUGAAAUGGGACAUGUAAAUGCCUGUGGAUUUGAUACUUUUAAUAAUGUUUGUGGCUAUGUUAGUAUUUAAAACAUGUAUCAGUAUUUGUAAAAGAGACCAUAACAGCAAGUCAUAACAUUAUUCUAUACACAAUAGGACAUACAGUAACAAUAAUAUUUUUUUCUCCUUGUAAUCCAUCCAAAAUUUUGUGUGGUUAUGUUGAGGUUAACUUAAUUUGAUAUGUCUGAAGCAUGUUGUGUAUCUCACUUCCUGUUAUUUGUUGUUUUGGCCUGUAUGAAUUGGAAAGUUGAUUUGAAUUGUAAUAACCAUAUAUCAGUCAUAGCAAGGAAUGGUGGAAAAGGUGAUGCUGCUUGCAAUAGAAGUGAAAGAAUAUUUGAUGGACUUUUGCAGGAAUUGUCCCAUAUUUAAUAGGGUGCUACUUGCUGCACAUUAUUAAUGGGGUUCACAACACUGUAUAAAACCAACAAUUUUACCAUGUGAAUCUGGAAUAUAUGAAAAUGUCACUGCAAUGUUCUCACUUUUGCAUAACUGUUAUUUCCUACAAUAUUAUUGCAGCGAUUAGCUGCUUCUCACUCAAAAUAGACUGCCUCUCUCUUCGUGUAGCCAUCACAUGUAAAGCUGUUUCAGUUCUGAAAACAAUUUUGAUUAUGUACAAAGCUAACCAGUUCUCAUCACGCAUUGUAUUAAAGUGUGUUGAUAAUAGUUCACUAAAAAGAAAUCAUCAUUUGAAGUCAGAGCUUAAAACCUGUGAUUUUUUAAAUACAGUAUUUUAUUUGCACACUCCAUUCUUCAAUUAAAUAUAUCACAUGCUAGGAAAUAAUAUAUGCAAAGUAUUUUUCAAAUAUUAGAUAUUGGUAUUUUACUAACCAGCUGUGCAAAACUUCCAUUGCACAAAUAUUUUUUCACUGUUGUACUGAACGUUAGAUAAAAAUGUAUUUGAAACUGAUAGAAACUUUCUCUUGCUAACAAAGAAUUCAAUGGUACAUUCAGGUAAAGGCUGUGAAAGCUGGAAAGAGAAUGAAGUUUGUUAUUUUGUCAUAGGGAUUUCAGACCAGUUGUAAGAAAAAAAAGGCUUGUCCCAAUCUUGUCAUAAACAUUUCUCAUCAUCAUUGCAGACACCAUUCGAGACCCAUUUUCAGCUCAGAGCAUUAGCUGUAAGAACUGCACUUUCAGAAAUAGUCUAUUUAAACAGGUGCACCAAUGCUUAGAACUGCUAUCAUAAUGUAUGACCCUUGAAGUGUACCCAUGAAAUAGUCUUAAUAGAUGAAGAAAUUUCUGAAUAGUUUCUUCCUCUGUGCUUUGCAUUUAUGUUUUAAAUUAUAAAUGAAGAUAGUACAACUAGUUGGAAGUUAGUAUAUGUCUCACUUCUUAUAAAUGGUUUAAACCAAAUCCAGUAAUUUUUGUAAGUCUGUUAUUAAUGCAAUCUAGCAUUAUUUUACCAUAGCUUCCUUUUAUGUCUCUCUUUCAUGUGUUCUUACUUCAGUGAACAAAUAUCAUUAAUAUUAUGUUAAAUACAACAAAGCAGUAUUUUUCCUAAAAUUUAUUUAAAGGAGUAUUGAAACUAGAGAAAAAAGAAAUAAUCAUAAAAAACAAUUACUCUCUUAGUAUUAUAUUUGUGUCGCCAAUGAACAGAGAAGUAUGUGUACUGUUUUAUUGUCAUUUAAAGAAAAUAGAUGUCAUUUACUUAAAUGUCAUUGCACUUAAAUUCUGUAAUUGUGUUUGUGUGCUGUUGUAAGUGUCAAAAUAUAAAAUAUUGAAUGUUAAAUCAGCUGACCCUUCAGAUCAUACCAGUAUAAUUGAAAUGAAUUUCUCAUGUAUUUAUGAUAGGCUUGUAUUGAAAAAAAUAUUGUAGUCAUGUAUAUGAAGUUCUGUGUUACCUGAUUAUCUGUUCUUGCUGCAUGUUUUAAUCUUGAUCUGAUACACAUUUCGUCUGUCACAGCGGUUGUUUCAUUAGACUUCCAUAUUACAACAUUUGUGUUACAUCUCAUCUAUUAAUUGAGAUUGUAUUAAUUGUGAUUAGUGUAUUACGUAUAGUUCAAGGUGUAUAUGUAUGUUGUAAAUUUCUUAUUACCAAAGAUUAGUUUUGUUCAAAUCUAUGUCAUAUUGUCUCUACAUAUUGUGUACUGAAUGUUGUUCUGUUUUUGUAGGGAUAGUACUGACAUUAAAUAGAAACACACUGUACUAUGUAUAUUGCACUUGAAAGUGGUAUUAAAUAAUCUAUGUAAUUAUUUAUAUAUAAUUGUUUGAUUAUGAGCACAAAUGUUAGUUUUUAUUGCUGAUUGUGUAAAAUAUUUUACAUUUUUUUACAUUCAAAGUGCAAAACAGAUUUUCAUACAAAAUAUUUGUAAUGUGUAUUUUGUUUUCUUUUUUAGAUAAUUUCCUUGUUUGUUUACUUUAUUGUCACAUCGGAUUUAUAAAUAAUUUAAAUAGUAUUUCAUUAUGUACACAGUAAUUUAUUUUUACAUAAGACAAAUGUUAGUCUCGUUCCAUUUAUGUGUUGGAGUCUUACUCGUGUAAUUUGUAUCAUAACUGACAUCUUCCCACCCCAGGAUUUAAUAAAGUAUUUAGUUGAAU
This is a messenger RNA of Schistocerca cancellata (South American locust), 6395 nucleotides long. RefSeq names its product ras GTPase-activating protein raskol (gene raskol). The transcript is spliced from 19 exons. The coding region runs from base 4 to 3486 and encodes 1160 amino acids. The record is from RefSeq and is a predicted model, not a curated record. NCBI's taxonomy places the organism in Eukaryota, Metazoa, Arthropoda, Insecta, Orthoptera, Acrididae. Gene Ontology annotation, biological process: regulation of GTPase activity.